UGAGUGAGUCUGCUGGCUGCUGGCAGGCAACUCAGCCAACACUAGCGUCUCGCAGUACAACAACCACGAAAUACGAACCAUCUCUUGGGACGAAUGAGGUUACAAGGCUGAGUGCAUCACUAAUCUCAAUCCCAAACAAGUCUGCAUAGAAGUGCCCUGCCUGCUGUUGACUGCACAUAGUACCAAGCAGUUAAAACAACAAUGGCAAAGCGGAUUGCCGCAGUCUUAAUUGAUCUGAGUGGAACAAUUCACAUAGAGGAUACAGUCAUACCAGGUGCAAUUGAAGCCCUCAAAAGGCUGCGAACAACACAAGUUAAAAUAAAGUUUGUUACCAACACUACUAAAGAAUCCAAGCAUGUACUGCAUGAAAGGCUUAAAAAGAUUGGUUUCAGCAUUGACAAUGAAGAAAUCUUUACAUCUCUAACAGCUGCUCGCCAGCUGAUAGAUAAGAGAAACUUGCGUCCAUUAAUGCUCAUUGCUGAUGCAGCAAAAGAAGACUUUUCUGGAGUUUGCUGUGAAAAUGAGAAUUCUGUGCUUGUUGGACUGGCUCCUGAGCAUUUCAAUUAUGAAUGCUUGACAACUGCAUUUAGGUUGCUCCUUGAUGGCGCUCCACUCAUUGCAAUUCACAAGGCUCGCUAUUAUAAGAGAGGCGAUGGUCUGGCACUGGGCCCUGGUGCUUUUGUGAGUGGCCUAGAGUAUUCUUCAGGCUGCAAGGCUGAAGUUGUGGGAAAACCAGAGGCAGCUUUUUUCCACUCUGCUCUUCAAGACCUUGGCUGCACCCCAGAUCAGGCUGUCAUGAUUGGAGAUGAUAUGCAUGAUGACGUGUGUGGGGCAAUGAAGGCUGGACUUGCCGGUAUCUUAGUGAAGACUGGCAAGUACCGACUGGGAGAUGAAGGUCAAGCAGAACCAUCACCAUCAUACGUUGCUGAAGACUUUCCGCAGGCUGUUGAUUUUAUCAUCAACAACUUGCUUCAAUCUCAGUGAUCUCAUAUGCACACUGUAUAUAUAAUUUAUUUUUUAUUUAUAUCUGUAGCAUUAAGAGAACACUGUUUGUCUCUCACAUUUUCACUGUACAUAAAUGAAAUACAUUUUUGAUACACCAUAACUCAAAGCUGAAUGAUUUACAGCAUUCAAUUUCAACAACUGGUCCUGUGAAUGGUAUUAGAUAAUGAGCAAAAGCCUACUGUACUAGCCUAUGUCUGACAGUGACUCAAGGCUUUGCAUGCAUCUCAUAUUCUCACUCAGAAUAUGAACACGUUGAGAAUAUUUUUGUUUCAAGUCAUACUCUUCUAAAUGUAAAAAAGACAUAGAAAGGUGUCCCCAUUAUCCUCACUACCACAGCCUACUUUCUAUUACUAUAUUCUAUCAUUAUUAUUACUAUUUUUCCUACCAUUAUUAUCUUUACAGUUGCUGCUACUACCUCUACCCCUAUUGUAGUCUUUGAAACAUUGUUGCUUACAGGUGCUUUGAGUAAUCACUGAUGAACACCUGUGUCUGAAGAAUGUGAUGCAGAAUACAUGAUCAUGCAAUCUGAUGAA
Portunus trituberculatus (swimming crab) is the source of this 1538-nucleotide messenger RNA. RefSeq names its product haloacid dehalogenase-like hydrolase domain-containing protein 2. Gene Ontology annotation, molecular function: phosphatase activity. The record is from RefSeq and is a predicted model, not a curated record. NCBI's taxonomy places the organism in Eukaryota, Metazoa, Arthropoda, Malacostraca, Decapoda, Portunidae. Gene Ontology annotation, biological process: dephosphorylation. The coding region runs from base 202 to 984 and encodes 260 amino acids. The transcript has 6 exons.